AUGGCUGACCGGGAGCGUAUGCAUGAGCUCAUCCGAGACUCUCCGCCUUGGUACAAAGUACCCAGUCUGAUCAAGCUAUACCUUCUUCUCAUUGCGCCCCUCCUCACUUCAGCGGCGGUGGGAUUCGACAACAGCUUGACCAAUGGGCUCCAAUCCAUCGAUGCUUUUAUGGAUGAGUUUGGCCAUCCCACUGGCUCAAGACUUGGCUUCUUCGGUGCCUCUGUGUCCGUUGGUGGCAUCGUGGGCUGCCUUAUAUGCGGCCCGUUGGUCGAGUACUUUGGUAGACGGCCACUGUGCUCCGCCGGCGCCGUGAUUGUUGUGGGCAUUGCUAUUAUGCAGACCUGGGCCACCAACUUUGAGAUGUUUGUCGGCGGCAAGGUGCUCAUCGGGCUGGGCGUUGUCCUUCAACAAGCAGCAGCGCCAGUUCUUGUAUCUGAGCUCGCGCAUCCCAAGCAACGAGUCUCGAUUACCGCAUUCUACAACACAAACAUCUUUAUCGGUCUAAUCGUCGGAGGCUGGGCCACAUUUGGCACUUAUCCGAUAGAGUCGAACUGGUCUUGGAGGCUUCCUUGCAUUCUUCAGGCCAUCAUUCCCACUUACCAGGCUAUCAUGGUUUGGUUCUGCCCUGAAAGUCCCAGAUGGCUCAUCUCCAAGGGUCGUGUCGAGGAAGCCCGCAAGAUUCUCAUCAAGUGGCACGGAGACGGUGUUGAGACUGAGCUCGUUCGCCUGGAGUUACAGGAGAUUAUCGCUGGCAUUGAGGCGGAUCAGACGCAGAUCAAGCUCAACUGGGAUGGACUCAAGAGCGUUGUCGGUACCAAAGGAAACCGUCAUCGUCUUUGGAUUUGUAUGUGGACAGCCAUUGGUUCACAGUCCAUAGGAGGUGGUUAUACUGCCAGCUACCUCCCUCUUAUUCUCGAUCAAAUCGGUAUGAGGACCCAGUCUCAGAAGACUCUAAUCAACGCCCUCCUCAACGUCUGGAACUGGAUCGUUGCCUUUAUCGCGGCUAUGAUCAUCCCCAAGGUCGGACGACGAACCAUUUUUCUUAUCUCGGCCCUUGGAACCAACGUCACCUUUAUCAUCUGGACUGCUUUGUCCGCCGAGUAUGACAAGAACCCGAAGCUCGGCUUUGGUAUUGGAGUUCUCGUCAUGAUAUUCUCUGGAAGCUUCUUCACCUGCCUGUGCUGGAUUCCGCUGGUCAUCGCCUAUCCCAUUGAAGCUGUCACCACUAAGCAGCGCAGUAUCUAUUUUUCCAUCACCUUGCUCACAAUCAACCUCACUGCCUUCAUCAACAGUUAUCUUAGCCCCAUCGGUAUCGGCGCGAUUGGGUGGCGAUAUUACCUCCCAUGCGUCUUUUGGAACCUGAUCCUUCUGCUCAUCAUCUAUUUCACCUUUGUGGAGACCACUGGCAUGACUCUGGAGGAAAUUGCCACUAUUUUCGAUGGUGAUGAGGCUUUUGAGAAUGCUGCUGCUGCCGUUGGGGAGGAUCUGAACAUGAAGAAUGGUGAGGUUGUUGAACUUGCCCCGACUGCGUCUCAUAAGGACAAGCCUGCUGUUCCCCAUGGUGGCUGGGUUGUCGUCACUGGCGUCAGUGGUCUCGUUGGCUCGCACGUUGCGGACCAAGCCCUCCGCGUCGGCUUCAGGGUUCGCGGGACUACCCGGAGUACCGAGAAGAACGCAUGGGUAAAGGAGCACUUCCAGAGCCGUUAUGGCGUGGAGAACUUUGAACUAUUCGAGGUGCCAGACAUGGUUGCCAAGGGCGCCUUUGAGAAUGUGGUCGCAGGCGUCUCUGGCUUCAUUCACGUUGAAAUUGAUACUACAGGCUCGAUCAAUGCCCAUCUUGCGAUAGAAAACGUCGUGGAUGCAGCCAUCAACGGCAUCGAAGCUGCAGCAAAGGAGUCAGGCAUGAAGCGCUUUGUCUACACGUCUUCCUCUUUUGCGGCCACGUUUCCGAGUCCGGAUAAAGACUCGCCAUCACUACCGAGACUUUCAAUGACGGAGCUGUCAGAAAGGCGAAUCUACGCGGCCAGCAAAGUUGAAGCUGAGCGACGAAUUAUGGCUUGGGUCAAGGAGAACAAGCCUAACUUGGUAGUUAACAUGGUUCUCCCCAACGCGAACAUUGGCCCAAUUAUUAGUUCUACCCAUCAAGGCUAUCCAACAUCUUCUCGCUGGGUCAAGGCCCUUUGCGGAGCAGACUACGACGUCGACCUUAAGAUCCCUGCUCAGCACUUUGUCAACGUACAGGAUGACGCGCGGCUACAUUGUAUCGCUCUGGCUCAUCCUUCAGUAGAGUUUGAACGCAUCUCUGCGGUGGCUGGACCUGUGAAGUCGAAUUCCAUCAUCGACAUUCUCAGGAGGCAAUUCCCCCAGAAAGGAUACAAACAAGUUUUAGAUGAUGAGGAUGAUCUGGCAGUUUAUGGGCCAGCCCAGCGGGCGGAGGAGCUACUUGUUGAGGUGUAUGGCACUGGGUUUGCCAGCUUGGAAGAGAGCGUCUCGGCGAAUGCUGCCGAGUUGGUGAAUUGA
Fusarium keratoplasticum is the source of this 2520-nucleotide messenger RNA. RefSeq names its product MFS domain-containing protein. Bases 1 to 2520 code for a protein of 839 amino acids. Gene Ontology annotation, biological process: transmembrane transport; carbohydrate transport. The transcript is spliced from 4 exons. Gene Ontology annotation, cellular component: membrane. The record is from RefSeq and is a predicted model, not a curated record. NCBI's taxonomy places the organism in Eukaryota, Fungi, Ascomycota, Sordariomycetes, Hypocreales, Nectriaceae. Gene Ontology annotation, molecular function: carbohydrate:proton symporter activity.